Messenger RNA from Ictalurus punctatus (channel catfish), 1481 nucleotides. Its product is annotated as afadin- and alpha-actinin-binding protein B. The record is from RefSeq and is a predicted model, not a curated record. Bases 94 to 1428 code for a protein of 444 amino acids. Lineage: Eukaryota; Metazoa; Chordata; Actinopteri; Siluriformes; Ictaluridae. The transcript is spliced from 13 exons.
AUCAUAUUAAAUCUCAUCUCUUUCCAUGAAGACAAGAGAAGAGGAGUUUACACACUGUUCAAGCACAAGGUCAGUUUAGGUCUAGUGUAAAAGAUGGCGUGCAAUCAAGAAGGAAGACUGCUGACAUCACAUGGCAAGAUUCAUGACACCUCCGCGGUCCAGAACACUCGAGUGUUGCUGCAAGUCAGUUCUCUGUGCAGCACCGCUUCCCACAGGAUUCUCAAAGAAGAGCCGAACGAACAGAUCAGAUCACUUCAGGAGCAGCUUAUGGAUAAAGAUCAGUACAUCAAUAGGCUGCAAGAUGCACUUCAAAUUGAGAAGGAGAAGAACUCCAAGCUGCAGUCUCGUUUUAACCAGCAGGCAGUGGAAUUAAAACGCAGAGAGCAGCUUGUGAACAGAAUGAGAGAGAAGCUCUCACAGUUUACAGACAGACACCGAGACCGGGGAGUGUCUAUGGAGAUCAUAAACGCUCUUCCUAAGCCAUCGGGACAGAGAGAGCCCACGCCCUGGAGUGCACGGCCUGAUGGGAGGAAAGAGGAGGCGCUGAGGUUAAUGCUGGAUAGGAGGGAGGCCGAGCUCAGGGAGGCCAUGAAGCUGCGUCACAGUCUCACCACGCUACUGCACGCGCUCAGAACCGACAUGCAGCAGACUCUAAAGGAGAUUGUGGACACCGAGGAAGACAAGACAGACACCAGCAGGCUGGUCCAAUCAGAGCAGUCACUUGGUGAUCAUGUGACAGGGGGUGUGUUUCUGGAGUGGACGCAUGUACAGCAGAGGCUGAGGGAGCUGCGGUCACAAGGCCUAGCUGCAGUGAGUACAGACCAGGAGAAGCUCCUGUCUCAGCUUGAAGAAGAGCUGGAGCAGAGCAGAGAGCUGGUCCGAGUACAGCAGCAGCUACUGCAGGACAGUGUGGCUACUCCUCUCCCAGACACACUCAUCGACUCCUACUAUCUGGAGGAGUGGGAGCGGCUACAGGACAAGUGGGUGGAGUUUAACAGACAGAGGCGGAGCUUCCAGCAGGAAAGACAGGCCUUCACUGAUGCCGCAAUUCGAUUGGGCCGUGAGAGAUGCGAGUUUGAGCAACAGAAGGCCUCUCUGUUAAAACAGCAGUUCCUCAGCACAUCUCCAGUGAAGACUUCACACUCCAACAGGAGAGACAGCACGGCACUCAGUGACCUGCGAAUGAUGGCUCCUGAUUUGUUGUCUCUCUCCCCUUGUGUCACUCCAUCCUCUGAGGGGUCAGAGGUCACACCCUGGUCAGGGCAGAAUAUAGGAAUGACCCCCAACACUCCUGAGCUCUACUGCAUCCUUCAGCUGCCAUUUUACUGCAGGGAAAGUGCCAGUCCUCCAUCUGAGACUUGGGUGAAGGAGACGCAGCAAGGUGAAUUCAGCCAUGACAAACAAAACAUGGACAACUGGCCCUUUUAAUUCUGAGAGAGAGAGACUGCACUUUGACUAAAUAAUAAAGUCCUUUAAACUUG